Messenger RNA from Symbiodinium sp. CCMP2456, 219 nucleotides. NCBI's taxonomy places the organism in Eukaryota, Dinophyceae, Suessiales, Symbiodiniaceae. The record is from the annotation of a GenBank genome assembly.
GUGCCCUAUGGAUCUUUGGCGGCGCCUGCGAAUCCGGACCGAAGCAGGAGGUCACCCUGGACGAUAUGUGGCGGCUGGAGGUUCAGAUGGAGAAGCAGGGCGAUGAGCUCCAGAUCUCCUGCGCGGAGCGCUGGGAGUGCAUCCUCGGCCUCAGCGACCGCGCGACCGUUUGGUUCGAUGACUCCGACUCUGACAGCGACGAAGAGGAGCUCCGACUAG